AUGCCGCACCACAAUGGAAUGCUCCGCGACAAAUUCAACCUCUGGACAUCGAAAAUCGAGCCGAACGCUGUCAUACGUGGUGCACAGCUAACUUUUGUCGGCGCUCACAGGGCUUUGCAGAACCCAGAAAUCUUCACCACGGAGCACUACACGCAGGUGGCAUAUGCCAUUAUAGCAGGUAUUGUGAUCCGGUUCUUGGUGGUUAUUCCGAUCGUAGCAGUCAAAUUAUCACUGAGGGUUAUAUCAUUAGUUUAUUCUCUUGAUAACGUGUUUUGGGAUAACACAAUUUUGGAAUGGCUGAAUUUCACCGGAGAACAUAUACUCCAGGUGCCUUUCUUCCUCAUGACUGUCAUGCGUUACUUCGUACCAACGUUAGACAACCUGUUUAUGCAGUCAUUAAAUUGGGUCGACACAACCUAUAUGAGGAAGCAUAUAUAUGAUAGUCCGAAUGACCUGAGAGAGCUAUAUUACCCUAAUCUAAGGUCCUAUCACCUAGAAAACCAAUUCAGAAGUAACAGAUAUCGAACGGCAUUCGCUAAUUUCUUAUUCAAAUAUGCUCGUAGAGCAUGGCUAUCAAUUGUGAUAUACACUUUAUCAUAUCUUCCUGUCAUCGGAACGCUGGUUCUUCCUAUGGCAAGCUUUUACUCUUUUAAAAAGGCUGCUGGCUUUGCCCCCGCCGCUCUUAUUUUCGGUAUCGGCAUUCUUUUGCCUCGGGACUUCUUGAUUAUAUUUCUGCAGACCUAUUAUUCCUCUCGAAAUCUAAUGAGAGAGCUUCUGGAACCUUACUUCUCACGUGUUCACUUCACAUCAGAGGAAAAGAAAAAUUGGUUUCGCAAUAGGGAAGGUGUGCUAUUUGGGUUCGCACUAGGUUUCUAUAUGCUUAUGAAAGUACCCUUAAUGGGAGUACUAAUAUACGGCAUUGCAGAGGCUUCAACUGCAUAUCUAAUUACGAAGAUUACAGAUCCUCCUCCUCUGCCGCCACUUAUGAGGAAGUAUGCCAUAAGUCAACAAACAUGGCAAAAUAAGCACCAAUUCCUUCACCUGAAGAUUCAAGACAUUGAUAAUAUACAGAGAAAGCCAGUUUUUAAGGCAAGUAUGAAAGAGUAA
Molecule: messenger RNA, 1107 nt
Organism: Ustilaginoidea virens
Lineage: Eukaryota; Fungi; Ascomycota; Sordariomycetes; Hypocreales; Clavicipitaceae
Exons: 4
Coding region: 1-1107 (368 amino acids)
Source: RefSeq, a predicted model, not a curated record